CAAAGGCUGGAAAAUAUGGCGCUGGUUUCAUAUUUGAGAGAAAAGUGUUGAGAUAAACGCUGUGGGGUAAAAAAGGAUGAACGGUGUGCGCGGUGGAAAAGCUGCAGGUGUUCCGCAGCUCAAGUGCUCCCACGCUGGUUGCGGAGCGACUUUCUCUAAGCAAAUCAGGCUGCAGGAGCACGAAGCUGCUCACGCAGGAAAGCAUGCAUGGCGGUGCACAGUUAGCGGCUGCGACGGUAGAUUCACCCGGAAAUCACGCCUUAGCCGCCACAUGCUUCAGCACGAUGGAGCCAAGCAAUUCAGGUGUAAGUUUGCAACCUGCACCAAGAGCUUCUUCCAUGGUGACAAGCUGAAGAGACACAUGUGCUAUGCUCACGGCGAAAAAGACAAGUACUUCAAGUGCACUCAGGAUGGCUGCUCCUUGACCUUCAAGAAGAGAUGCCUCUUCAAACUGCACCAGCAGGAGCACGGCGUGGCUGCCAAGUUCAAGUGUUCAAAGGAGGACUGCGGCGCUGUGUUUGACUCCCACGUGGCCCGCAAAGCCCACGAGAAAAAGCACGCAGGUUACCGCUGCCUGAAUGCAAACUGCCAAGUGGUUGAGUCCACGUGGGUCAAGCUUCAGAAGCACAUGGUCCAACAUCAAGCCACUUUUACCUGCCACGUCUGCAAGAAAGUCUUCAAGAGCGCCAACACGCUGCGGCGCCACAAGCGGGUCCACGCGUCCCACAAGCCGGUGCUGGUUUGUCCACGCGAGAGCUGCCAGGCCUACUUCUCCACUACCUUUAACCUGCAGCAUCACAUCCGCAAGGUGCACCUGGGACUCCUCAAGUACAAGUGCUCCUUCCCCGACUGCCCUCGCAUCUUCGCUAUGCGGGAGAGUAUGAGCAGACAUCUGCUUCGUCACGACCUCAGUGCCAUCAGACAGAAGACGCAUCCCCGUCCCAGGAAGUCGUGGCAGAAGCGCCUGGACGGCCACCACCUCCCCCUGGUGGAGGACAACCUCAACCGGCUCUUUGCAUUGCGCAUGCACAUUUCCCGCCGUGCAAAAGUGGAGGUCAACCUGUCGGGUCUCUUCAACGAGCGCAAGAUCCCGCAUUACGUGGACCCCGAGGUCAACCUGCGCGACCUCUUCAGCAUUAAAAAGUCACUGCCGCCUGUCAGUGAAGUGGCGCCACUCAAGGGUUGAGUUAAACAAGACUUUGUGUAGAAAAAAAAUUGGGUCUCUUUGGUUGAAUUUUCCUAAUGUAGCUGCCAUACAUUAACCUUUUUUAAUUUAAUGAUUAGCUUUCAAUCAUUCAGUGUUAAAUUCUUGAAGCAUCUUAUUUUGAAAGGACUUGUUGACCCAAUAAAAUGAGUUGCCUUUUGCCCACAGUGCCACUUGAGUGCUCUUUCCCCAAUUUGUUUCCUAUUGAGCGCUUUGCUUCCCAAAAGUCACUUGUGUGCUUUGAGAGCAGCACACGUAGCGCCUGCUCAUUAAAUAUGAACAAAGACGAGCACAUGACUAAGUGCUGAGUCACGCUGCACUGUGGAGGCGGGCGACGGUCUUACAAAGUAGAAUCUGUCAAAAUCUGAGCUGUAGGAACUUUUUUUUUAAUGCACUUGGAGCAAGAAAAACAUGACGGAUAAUUUAAAAACAAAUUUUUCAGUAAGGUUGAUUUAAAG
Molecule: messenger RNA, 1662 nt
Organism: Dunckerocampus dactyliophorus (ringed pipefish)
Lineage: Eukaryota; Metazoa; Chordata; Actinopteri; Syngnathiformes; Syngnathidae
Gene: 42sp43
Product: P43 5S RNA-binding protein
Exons: 9
Coding region: 77-1186 (369 amino acids)
Biological process (GO): regulation of transcription by RNA polymerase II
Cellular component (GO): nucleus
Source: RefSeq, a predicted model, not a curated record